CGAGCUAGAGAGACACACGAGGAAGGAAGCUGGCUCUAGGAGCGAAGGGUGAGGUGGAUUUUGGCUGGUUGGAGGAAACAGGACCUAACAAGUGGCAUCAAAGUGCUGCCAGGCACACAUCAACCCCCUGAGAUUCUAUUAGGCUCCUGGGGCUCCAGAGGGUUUCUGGGUCCUCCAGCCCCCCACUUGCCAGGCUUCGCCCUGGAGGCCUUAAACUCUAGCGAGGGCUCUGCGGAGGUGGGACGUCGUGGCAGCUGCUCGCCUCCUCCUGCACCCCGUCUUUUCUCACCUGUAUUGACUGUGGAGCAGCCGGGCCUCACUACUGUGGAGCUGCGCCAAGAUGGAGAUGUACCUCUGACUGCAAACCAAGGAGGUGUGGAGAACAUGGGCGCUCAGGAUCCAGACUGUGAAGGUGUGAAAAGGAAGAUGCAAAGAGUACCAUUCCAGAUUUUCCCUGACCCAGUUGAUGUGGUCCUGGGCCCCGAGACCUGUCUGAACAGCCUGGACCACAGCCGCUCAAAGGAGCGCCUGCCCUCCAUCGUGGUGGAGCCCACCGAAGUGAGCGAGGUGGAGAGCGGAGAGCUGCGAUGGCCUCCACAGGACAUCGAGACAGAGGAUGACGAGGAGGAGGAUCUGUUCUUGGAGCAGUGCAUCCCCCCGGCUAACAUUGCUGACUGGGGGGAGGAUGAGGAAGAUAAUGAGGAGGAAGAGGAGACGUCAGUAAUACUGAUCCAGCAGCCGGGCUUGACACUCAUUGACCUGCAGUCAGAUGCAUUCAGAGAUGACACGCCAACACUCCCACCCAACAGCACUYCAGCCUUCAACUGACUCCUCCUCCUCCUCCUCUUCACCGUUUGAAGAUCUUGACAUGAACUCUGACAAAACAUACCAAGGGAGUAAAUGGAAACGAAACAAACAAAAAGAAAAGUGUUAGAUAAAAGUAAUAAAACAAACACUGAUGUUCCACCUUGAUAACUGAUAAAUCUGUGUGUGAAACAGAAUCCAUGAGUGCAGAACCAAACAGUGACACAAGAUCUUCAGACCACAUGAC
Austrofundulus limnaeus is the source of this 1051-nucleotide messenger RNA. RefSeq names its product LBH regulator of WNT signaling pathway, like (gene lbhl). Gene Ontology annotation, biological process: positive regulation of DNA-templated transcription. Gene Ontology annotation, cellular component: nucleus. NCBI's taxonomy places the organism in Eukaryota, Metazoa, Chordata, Actinopteri, Cyprinodontiformes, Rivulidae. The record is from RefSeq and is a predicted model, not a curated record.